AUGGACUGUAAAAUCAAAGCAGCUGGAAAAAACUCUGGAAUUUUUCAUGAAGGUGGCACUAAAUCGUCGAAGAGCUUCUUGACCGUUUUUAUCCGAAGUGUUUUUCCUCUUUCCCCAAGUUUUCCUGCAGGCGGGGGAAUAUGGGGCCCCAUGGAAAAAAAACCGGGGGGGGUGGGAAAAAAAAAGGGGUCAGAAAAAAAAACUGCUCAGGGAAAUAUCUUCUUCUCCACAGAAAGAGACGCAGGCCAGGAAAAAUGUGGAAUAUUAUAUAAACAUUGUUUUUCCAUUUUGUACGGAUUUUUUUGGAAGAAAGCGGAUAAACCGAAAGAAAAAACGGGAAAUGGUUCCGGUUUGGGCAUUGUUUUUCCUAUUGGGCAAAAAAAAAUCCCGGAACCAGCUGACUCGGAUAUUUUUCUUCCUUGUUUCCGCUAUGCUGCUGCAAGUGACUUUACGAAGGCCAAGCGUUUCUUGGUGGAAAUUACUGCAGUGUACUGGGUUUCGUUGGAGGCCCAGCCUUCAUCUGCGUCUUGUUUAUUCAUUCUCAUCUGA
Molecule: messenger RNA, 549 nt
Organism: Saccharomyces cerevisiae S288C
Lineage: Eukaryota; Fungi; Ascomycota; Saccharomycetes; Saccharomycetales; Saccharomycetaceae
Gene: AHT1
Product: Aht1p
Exons: 1
Coding region: 1-549 (182 amino acids)
Source: RefSeq, marked reviewed